AUGAGUAACCAUUAUAACAUAAGCUACAAUUUUCCGGCGUUGGAUUCGACUGCGGAGUUCGACAUAGGACAGCCAAACACCACACACCUGGCCGCCGAAGACGGUGAAUAUUUCCCCCUACUGCGACACCCUCUCUACAUGAUCAUCAUCUACUCGUUGGCCUACACAACCAUCAUGAUCAUCGCCAUCGUCGGCAACCUCAUGGUCGUCGCCGUCGUGUACCGCAGUCAUAGCAUGCACACCGUAAUCAACUACUUCAUCGUCAAUCUGGCAAUCGCUGACAUUAUGGUGGCGCUUAUUUGUCUUCCCAUGACACUGCUGUCUAAUUUAUACCAUGAGUGGCAUUUCGGCUGGUUUAUGUGUAAAGCUACACCGUACCUGCAAGGCGUGUCUGUCUGUGCGUCCGUUAAUACCCUGGCAGCAAUUGCAGUUGACAGAUAUCUCGCUAUUUGUCACUACAUGGGAGUGAAAAUCAGUAAGAAGACUUGCAAGAUCAUAAUAUUGUGUAUAUGGAUAGUUGCCACUAGUAUAAUGAUUCCCUGGGCGAUUUAUUACCAAAUUGGUAGCUACACAACAAAAGUGCAGACGCUUGUAUUAUGCGGUGAAACGUGGCCUAAUGGUGGAAAAGGCCAGCGAUCCUACUUCUUAGGAGCCAUCUUCCUGUGUUGCUAUUCAGUGCCACUUGUCCUAAUUGUUGCAUGCUAUUUCUUGAUUGCCGUACGGGUCUGGAGACGAAGAGCCCCCGGUGAAAAAAUUUCCUCUUCAACUGGUGUACAAAAGUCAAAGGUUAAAGUCGUAAAAAUGUUGUGCAUCGUAGUUAUUCUCUUUGCCUUCUCUUGGUUACCAUUAUACGUAAUCAGGCUGAAAUCAUUCUACGGGUCUUCGAGUGACAAGGACACCGAAAGGAUUAUUCUAGAUAUAAUCAAUCCUAUAGCACAAUGGCUUGGAGCGUCAAACAGUGGUAUGAAUCCGAUAAUUUAUUGCUUCUUUAGCAAGCGCUACAGGCGCGGCUUUAAAGAUACAUUCACCGCAUGCUGGAAGACUCGCAGUAAUAGAAUGCAGCGGCGAAAUCUGGAGAGUGCCAUGGCGGCCCAGACAUACACGAACGGAACAUUAAAGCACCGUCAGUCGUAUAUGUACACUCGGGCUAGCUCCGAUCAUAGCCUCUCGUUGGAUUCGAAUAAAGUUACUUCAUACGUUUGA
Molecule: messenger RNA, 1203 nt
Organism: Mya arenaria
Lineage: Eukaryota; Metazoa; Mollusca; Bivalvia; Myida; Myidae
Product: neuropeptide SIFamide receptor-like
Exons: 3
Coding region: 1-1203 (400 amino acids)
Biological process (GO): G protein-coupled receptor signaling pathway
Cellular component (GO): membrane
Molecular function (GO): peptide binding; neuropeptide Y receptor activity
Source: RefSeq, a predicted model, not a curated record